Molecule: messenger RNA, 3837 nt
Organism: Symphalangus syndactylus (siamang)
Lineage: Eukaryota; Metazoa; Chordata; Mammalia; Primates; Hylobatidae
Gene: YWHAG
Product: tyrosine 3-monooxygenase/tryptophan 5-monooxygenase activation protein gamma
Source: RefSeq, a predicted model, not a curated record
GGGCCUGGGCGGGGCUUGCGGACGGGCGGGCGGGGCCUGCCUUCGUCAUGCGGCGUGGGCGGGGCCGCAGGGGGUUGUCCGUCUGUGGCACGCACAGCAGCCGCAGCCGCCUCGCGCCCGGUCCCGCGGUCGCAGCUCCAGCCGCCUUCUUCGCGCAGCCGCCGCCUCAGCCGCUCGCUCCGUGGGUCGGUCCUCUCCGGCACUUGGGCUCCAGUCGCGCCCUCCAAGCCCUUCAGGCCGCCCCAGUGUCCUCUUCCUUCUCCGGCCAGACCCAGCCCCGCGAAGAUGGUGGACCGCGAGCAACUGGUGCAGAAAGCCCGGCUGGCCGAGCAGGCGGAGCGCUACGACGACAUGGCCGCGGCCAUGAAGAACGUGACAGAGCUGAAUGAGCCACUGUCGAAUGAGGAACGAAACCUUCUCUCUGUGGCCUACAAGAAUGUUGUGGGGGCACGCCGUUCUUCCUGGAGGGUCAUCAGUAGCAUUGAGCAGAAGACAUCUGCGGACGGCAAUGAGAAGAAGAUUGAGAUGGUCCGUGCGUACCGGGAGAAGAUAGAGAAGGAGUUGGAGGCAGUGUGCCAGGAUGUGCUGAGCCUGCUGGAUAACUACCUGAUCAAGAAUUGCAGCGAGACCCAGUACGAGAGCAAAGUGUUCUACCUGAAGAUGAAAGGGGACUACUACCGCUACCUGGCCGAAGUGGCCACCGGAGAGAAAAGGGCGACAGUGGUGGAGUCCUCCGAGAAGGCCUACAGCGAAGCCCACGAGAUCAGCAAAGAGCACAUGCAGCCCACCCACCCCAUCCGAUUAGGCCUGGCUCUUAACUACUCCGUCUUCUACUACGAGAUCCAGAACGCCCCAGAGCAAGCGUGCCACUUGGCCAAGACCGCGUUCGAUGACGCCAUCGCCGAGCUCGACACCCUCAACGAGGACUCCUACAAGGACUCCACGCUCAUCAUGCAGCUCCUCCGCGACAACCUCACGCUCUGGACGAGCGACCAGCAGGACGACGACGGCGGCGAAGGCAACAAUUAAGGCCCCGGGGGACUGGCAGCGCACGCGGAUGCUACUACUGCAGUCUUUAUUUUUUUCCCAUGAGUUGGGGGUCGGGUGGGGGAGGGAAAGGGAGGGAUGACCUUCCCAGGGAGAAACCCACGACCUGUCCUGUCUUUGAUCGCCUCUUUGACAUUUUUGCCAAAAUACCACUAGUGGAAAGUCAGGCUAGCUGUGCUGGUAUUGGAAUAGCAGCCUCACACUGGCGUCUGGACUCUUCUGUAGAUUCAUGCAAGUGGAGCUGUCUGUCUCUAAUUUAACUUAUUGCUAGAUAAUAGGGUUUUCAGAUGAAAAGAAAACUUAAAGAGGAAUGGCCCUCAUUCGUAAGUUCUGUGGUUCCAGUGAGGACUUUUAUGUACAUACGCUCUCGUCUCUCGUUUUGGGUACUUUCUAUCUCAUCUGUCUCGGCUCUGCAUGUUUUCCAGGGUGUAGCCUACAGACAUGGAACAGUGUAAAUCCCAGACUGACAGACUUAGAACCUGAGGUCUCAUUCGUCCUUAUGGUUUAGGCCUUGCCAGUUUUCCGAAGUCUCUGAUUAGUUGACAGUAUUAACACUAAAUUGCAGUUUACAGUAUUUCUACAUUACAGCCAUAUGUAACAUCAAGCCAUCGAUUGUGUACUUUUCCUUUGCUAGUUGUUUGGGCUUUAACAUCCUUAUUCAGCCUUAUCCAGGUUGGUUUUGCUGUUGAUCGGUCUCCUAGGCUAAAUGAGAAAGAAAGCGACUUCAGGUUUUGGUUCAUAGGUGCUCGGCAGGUGGCUGUGGGAUUUUUUUUUUUUUUUUUUUUUUUUGGUCCUUCUUUCCUCUUAACGUAAAUCCACCACCAAAAUUAUUAAUCCUCUUGAGAGAAACAUGAAACGCCACAAAAAUAGAGAAAAUUCAGGUCUGUAUGUCAUGGAUCGUGUUGGUAUUUUCAGAGAACAUCCCGCUUCCAAAGCUGCCGCAGCUCCCUCCUCAGGGAUCACACUGCCGUCACCCACUCUGCACACUGGGGCGUUUCCUAGUGCGCCUCGUGCUGGCGGACGCAGCUGGGUGGAGAAGCUGUGGGGUCGGAGAGGCGUUUGGAGAAGGUCUGUGGUGCAGUGUGUGAAAAUUCAGGUGCUAGAAGCCUACUGGUAGAAAAACCCAAAAGGAAGAGCUAUAUCCUUAACCAUUCUGUCCAAUUUCGGGAGCCUUGUCAGUGUGUCGGUUUUUCCUCCCCGAAGACACUCCUUCCCCAAGUAAUUGUAGGAAGAUAAAAAAAAAACUGUUACCAGAUAACAAACACUGAACUCCUAUUUGACCAGAACCUUUUCCUCUCGAGAUAGUUUUUCUUUUUAAUGAAAAAAGCAUAGAAAUUGGAGAUUGGCUUGUCUCACGCAGCCAGUGCACAUUUGGAAUUGACAGAAACAACAUUGCUAUUUCCACCCAUUUGUUUUCGGCAGCCUUAAGGCCCUCAUUCUCAUUUCGGGUGAAUCUGUCUAUCCGUGAACGUGGCUCGCACGUGCAUUCUUUUUUUUUAUAUAAAGUCAGUGACAAGAGGAACUCCUGAGACCUGUAAUGACACCACACUUGUUUUCUUUGUUUCUUUGUUUUAUUUAGGCAAGAAGAGGUGUGAGUAAUUGAGGAAAAACUGACAGAUGCUUUUGCUAAUACCAAAAUUGAGCUUACAAUUAGGAACUGAGUAUGUGUAACAGGAUACAGGUGACAGUGAAGAUAGAAGAACCACAAUGACCACAGACUCAGUGUGCUCUGUAACAUUGCACAGUUUACCCAGCAUGACUUUCCUUAGGAGGCCCCCUCCUCACGCUAGAGCAAAAGUCCCAGUUAACUGAAGCCUACCAGAAGAACUAGUAGAAGAAGCUUUGCCGCUUUUGUGCCUCUUACAGGCGCCUAAAGUCAUUGCCGUGGGAGGAAAACGAUUGGGGGGGGGGGGGGGAGCGGGGUAGGUGGGGCUUUCCCUAAUUUAUCUUCAUGUCCAGUGAGCAGUGUUGCGUUUUUCCUUGUAGCAUUUGGAAAUGAUUUACUGGAAUUACAAAACCUAUUUUUCCUUUAAAUUUUAGCUUUGGCUCUGGCUGCUUUUUAGAAUAAUGCAAGAUAAAAAUCACACCUGAGGGCUAAAAACGGAGAGGGAAUGGGAGACUUGAUAUUUAAGCAGCUUGAAUGGUUUUUCUUUUCUUUAUUUUUAAAGAAAUGCACUUGCCUAUGAUACUGUCUCUCCAGUGAAAUGAUUACUCCUCCAUUACUCUAUUGAUACAAUAUUGUGCAUGCUAGUGUUGUAUUUCUAUACAGUAGCUUGAAAUUGAUUAACUUAUACUGUAGGUGUUAUGUAUUCCUAUGACAAAAAAAAUUAAGUCUUCAAAUUUUUUAAAGGUUUUUUUUUUUUUAAUUUAAUUUUUCCUUUUGGGGGUAAAGUUUGCUCUACCAAAUAGUGAUUGUAACAAAUUGAUCUGUUUUGGAUGUUGCUAUAGUGACAUGCAGUUAUAUAUUUUGUUUUUAAAAAGGGGGGGAGCAAAAGAAACACCAGUGUUAGCUUAAUCUUAAUGUCUGGUGUUUGUCAUGGUGAAAUUAUAACUAUUACAGUGUCGGAGAACAACAAAUACGUUCUCUGAAUGAGCCUUUGUGCUUUUUGUCAUGUUAUGCAGUGAACUAUUUUUAAGGUCUAAUCAGUGAUUAUUUUUCCAGCUCCGUGUUUCUCUAAGGAAUUAUUUCACACACGGACCAUCUUUAGCAGUUUCCUCAGUGAUGGAAUAUCAUGAAUGUGAGUCAUUAUGUAGCUGUCGUACAUUGAGCAAAUAAACUUACAGAUCUGA